This is a messenger RNA of Patella vulgata (common limpet), 1025 nucleotides long. RefSeq names its product DNA damage-binding protein 1. The record is from RefSeq and is a predicted model, not a curated record. Gene Ontology annotation, biological process: DNA repair; proteasome-mediated ubiquitin-dependent protein catabolic process. Bases 81 to 1010 code for a protein of 309 amino acids. Gene Ontology annotation, molecular function: protein binding. Gene Ontology annotation, cellular component: site of double-strand break; nucleus. The transcript has 9 exons. NCBI's taxonomy places the organism in Eukaryota, Metazoa, Mollusca, Gastropoda, Patellidae.
GCUAGAGGACUUCCGGAUGCAUUAUUCUGUUGAUAUCUGGUGGCUUUUUCGUGGAAGAGCGUCGUAAAAGAAUCCCUAAAAUGGCUUUUAAUUAUGUUGUUACAGCUCACAAACCGACAGCAGUUAAUGCAUGUGUUACAGGCAACUUCACAUCACCAAAUGACCUGAACUUGAUUAUUGCCAAGAAUACUCGUAUGGAAAUUUAUGUUGUGACACCAGAAGGAUUAAGACCUAUAAAAGAAGUUGGCAUUAAUGGAAGAAUAGCAGUAAUGCAAUUAUUUCGACCACCGGGUGAGUCAAAGGAUCAGCUGUUUCUGUUAACAGCACGAUAUAAUGCUAUGAUAUUAGAAUGUCAGCAAGAAGGAGAAACCAUUGAAAUUAUCACUAAAGCUCACGGAAAUGUUCAGGAUAGGAUUGGUCGACCAUCCGAGACGGGCAUUAUUGGUAUAAUAGAUCCACUGUGUCGAGUGAUUGGUUUACAUUUAUAUGAUGGUCUCUUCAAAGUUAUUCCCCUUGAUAGAGAGAACAAGGAACUGAAGGCAUUUAAUGUCAGAUUAGAAGAGUUAACGGUUAUAGAUAUGAAUUUUUUAUAUGGAUGUCAAAUACCUACAGUUAUAUUAGUCCAUCAGGAUCAACAUGGGCGACAUGUAAAGACAUAUGAAAUAUCUCAGAGAGAAAAAGAAUUUCAGAAAGGCCCAUGGAAACAGGAUAAUGUAGAAACAGAAGCUUGCAUGGUCAUAUCAGUACCAGAACCAUUUGGUGGAGCUUUAAUUAUUGGUCAAGAAUCAAUUACUUAUCAUAAAGGAGAUAACUACAUACCUAUUGCACCUCCAGCCAUCAAGCAAUAUGCAUUAACAUGUUAUGGGAAAGUUGAUUCUAAUGGUUCACGCUAUCUACUGGGUGAUAUGGCUGGUCGUUUAUUUAUGCUAUUACUAGAUAAAGAAGAAAAAAUGGAUGGUACAGCUUUUGUCAAAGAUUUGAAAGUUGAACUUCUUGGAGAGGUUCAGUAAGCUGCUUUUGUAAAA